CUCAAAAAAUAAUCAAAAUCAGCAAAAUCCGAAUAACAUGGACGCAUUACAAGACGAGGUGGAGUCGCUGGAAGCAAUUCUAAUGGACGAUGUUUGUAUCAAGCGCACUGUCAGCGGCGACGUGGACCUAAUCGAGACAACGGUUCUUCCGCUGACUGGGGAGGACGACGAACAGCAGUACAUAUGUGUCACACUGCAGGUGCAGCCGACGCCGGGUUACCCAGACGUCAGUCCCACAUUCAAACUGCUUCGUCCCCGAGGACUUGACGACGCUCGCCUGGAGGCCAUACGAACCGCUUGCAAUGUGAAGAUUAAGGAGUCGCUGGGCUUUCCCGUGGUCUUCGACCUGAUUGAGGUGGUGAGGGAGCAUCUGACCGGCAGCAACCUGCCCAGCGGACAGUGCGUGGUCUGUCUGUACGGAUUCGCCGAGGGCGACGAGUUCACUCGAACCGAGUGCUUCCAUUACCUGCACAGCUACUGCCUAGCCAGGCACUUGAAUGCGUUACGGCGCAACUACCAGGAGGAGUUUGAAAAGCUGCCCGCCUGGCUGCAGAAGACGGCUGAUCCCUUCCAGGCCCUGUGUCCCGUUUGUCGUGAACACAUCAGUGAUGAGUCGGACAGCUUAAAAUGCGCCAUGCCUCCCUCAGAGCUUAUCAAUGCUCCCGACUUCAAAGUGACCCAAGAGCUUAGGGAAAUGCAGCAGCGCAUGUCCCAGUUGUAUCUGCAGCAAAAAAGUCGCGGAGCCAUCAUUGAUGUAAAGGCCGACAGUGCUGCUGUAAUUUCCAUUGAGACCGAGGAAGAUGUACGACGACGUCGGCGUCGUGAAGAGGCGGAGGCCGCUAAGAAAUUGGAGGGACCAGCCAAGGACGAAGCCCUUAAACCCACAAGCAGCAGCAACUUUGCUCCAGUUGUGCAGGAGACACAUCGUGUCAUGCCAGAGCCGACUAAUAACAACUAUCAGCAUCACAAUCGUCGACACUAUCGUGGCAACAGGCGCCAUCAGCACCACGGACACCACCAUCGCGCGGACCGCGAUCGCGAGCCCAACCCUGGCUCAGCUGGAGGCAGUUCAGGCGGAAGCAAUGCAGCAACUACAGGAACAGGAAAGCAGACGAAGUCUCAGUCUGCCUGCGCUGGGCCUACCAGGUGACAAUGGCUCCCAGGACAGAUGCGGCUCCGGAUACCCAUUGCGUUGCCAUGCUGCUAAUACACAAUCCAGCACCAUCCCAGACAGAACAGACUUUUAGUUUCGUGAGGCGCACUCGUUUCUGUGAAUUUUAUGUUUGUAUUUAUGUUUAGUUAGCUUUAGCGAACCGGGUUAGCUAAUUUUCUAUUAACAUUGAUAUUUAGUUGUAUAUUAACUAUAAUGAUAUUUGUAAUGGUUUGCAAAAGACUUGCGGCACCGCACCAUGCCGAGACGAUAUUACGAUUAUGAUUAUAAUUAUUAGGAUGAGGAUGACUAGGUUUGAUAGCUAGAGAGUAAAGCAAGCAAGCAUGUAUUUAGCAGCACCAACUGGCAGCGCUGGCGUUGACGUAACCACUCCAAUCGAUACACACGAGAGACACAAUGGCCAAGAAGACAAUGAUAUUGAUAUUCCUAUACGCAUAAUUGCAGCUCUCAAUCUUUAGCAGAAAUAUUUAUCUCCCCCUAUCUAGCAGCAGCUAGUACCACAAAUAAAACCCAAACUAACGAAUACUUGAAGUUGGAACGACCCCCCAUCUAGUCAGUCAGUUAAAGGAAGCAAAGAAAGGUAGAUGAGGCCCGAGACAGAGGCAGGGCAUUAUCAUUAGCAUACGUGCACACAUUAAAUGUUGUAAUUAAUUGAGUGUUUGUGUAGAAAAAAAGACCUGUACCGACAUCCGUAAGGAUCGACCAGGGUUAUACAUUCAUACUCGUGUAUCGAAAAUUCAAUUUCAAUGUGUCAAAUAAAUACUACGAUUGGGAACCAUAACGAAUAAAUCAACUACCAAAAUCAUGGAAUAA
Drosophila persimilis is the source of this 1984-nucleotide messenger RNA. RefSeq names its product E3 ubiquitin-protein ligase RNF25. Gene Ontology annotation, molecular function: protein binding; ubiquitin protein ligase activity. The transcript has 3 exons. NCBI's taxonomy places the organism in Eukaryota, Metazoa, Arthropoda, Insecta, Diptera, Drosophilidae. The record is from RefSeq and is a predicted model, not a curated record. The coding region runs from base 38 to 1150 and encodes 370 amino acids. Gene Ontology annotation, biological process: protein ubiquitination. Gene Ontology annotation, cellular component: nucleus.